AGCCCUGCCUGCCUCCCCGCCCCCAGUUGCAACUGGCGCGGGCGGCUGAGCGCCAAGUGUGAGCGCCGCUGCAAGCGUCCCGGAGCCCGGUCCUCGGUGCAGGCAUGAUCGGCCAGAAGACCCUCUACUCCUUCUUCUCCCCGACCCCCACCGGGAAGCGGAGCACGCGCAGCCCCGAGCCAGGACGAGCCGGCCACGCCGCCCUCGUCGCCGCUCAGCGCGGAGCAACUUGACCGCAUCCAGAGGAACAAGGCCGCCGCCCUGCUCAGGCUUGCCGCCCGCAACGUGCCCGCCGGCUUCGGCGACAGCUGGAAGAAGCACCUGAGCGGAGAGUUCGGGAAGCCGUACUUCGUCAAGCUAAUGGGAUUUGUUGCUGAAGAAAGGAAUCAUCACAAGGUCUAUCCACCCCCGGAGCAGGUGUUCACAUGGACCCAGAUGUGUGACAUCAGAGAUGUGAAGGUUGUCAUUCUGGGACAAGAUCCCUAUCAUGGACCUAAUCAAGCUCACGGGCUCUGCUUCAGUGUCCAAAGACCAGUUCCACCUCCGCCCAGUUUGGAAAACAUUUUUAAAGAGCUGUCUACAGACAUCGAUGGCUUUGUUCAUCCUGGCCAUGGGGAUUUGUCGGGGUGGGCCAGACAAGGUGUCCUCCUCCUCAAUGCCGUCCUCACUGUCCGCGCCCACCAAGCCAAUUCCCAUAAGGAGAGGGGCUGGGAGCAGUUCACUGAUGCGGUUGUGUCCUGGCUAAAUCAGAACCUGCAUGGUCUUGUCUUCCUGCUCUGGGGCUCUUAUGCUCAGAAGAAAGGGAGUGCUAUUGAUAGGAAGCGUCACCAUGUUCUGCAAACAGCCCAUCCCUCCCCGUUGUCGGUGUACAGAGGCUUCUUUGGAUGUAGACAUUUUUCUAAAGCCAAUGAACUGCUCCAGAAGUCUGGCAAGACACCCAUCAACUGGAAGGAGCUGUGAUGCUGUGGUGCGGGCCACCUGUCUCCAGCAGUGAUUCUGAGAUGCUGCCACUGAAGCAUUGGCUGGUUUGGAAGUCACUGAAAAUGUCCCUGUCUUGAUUGCCUGUGUGUGAAGAAAAUGGGAGAGAUCUUUGUAAAGCAGUCUCCAGCCAGCCAGGCCACAGGAACCGCAGCUUUAGCAGCCAGACCUUUUGACUGUCACUAGGUUUGACCUCUGUAUACGUGGUGAAGUGGCUUGGCCAAACAUGCCCACUUCUCACAGACCAAUGGUCACAUACUUGGUCCUGUGUGGGCUGUUUUGGGUUGGGGGAGAGAUUUGCACCUUUUAGAUGCCUGCUGCUGUUUACUUUUGCCUUUAGACUAGAGUUUACAAGGUGUCCAGGGUGAGUGCUUCAAAAGGCCCCUGUCUCUAAAGGAGCCCUUGAGUGUUUUUAGAUCUUGAGAAUCUGUUUCCUGAUUACAAAGAGAGGGGGUGUGCUUUCCAGGGCUGCUGCCCCUCCUGCUCCUUUCCCAGGUCUUUGCCUUAAGCAAGUGGUAAAGUUGAACGAAGCAAAGGACAGGGUUUGUUUUAUUUCAGAUGGGGACAGGGGGGGUUCUUCCAGUGCCUGUAGAGUUGGGAUUUUCUUAUGGCAGAUUGCCAGAUGUUGGUUUGUGUGAUCCUGGGGAUCCAGCCCCAGGGUGCUGGUUUUUAUGGUCCGAAUCCACACAGAUUUUAUUUUUCUGCAACUUUUUUUUUUUUUUUUUUUUUUUUUUUUAACGAGGUAGGUAGGUACAUAUGUGUUUUCAGUCCUCCUUUGACAGAUAGUCUACUGAGUUUAUACCUCAGCCUGGAUCCAGUGGGCCCAGCUGGUUAGAGCAGUGACCCCACCUGGGCAGGAUAAUAAAAACAUCAUUGGAGUUUGUCUUUUUUGUA
Cricetulus griseus (Chinese hamster) is the source of this 1872-nucleotide messenger RNA. NCBI's taxonomy places the organism in Eukaryota, Metazoa, Chordata, Mammalia, Rodentia, Cricetidae. The record is from RefSeq and is a predicted model, not a curated record.